AUGCAGAAUGGCAGGACACCACUAAUGGUAGCAUCAAUUGAGGGAUAUGUUGACAUUGUCAAGAUGCUGGUUGAGGCAAGAACAAACAGCAUUAACAAACAAAAUGAGGAUGGCUUCAGUGCACUUCAUUUGGCCGCACAACAUGGUAGAGCUGAUGUGGUUAGAGUAAUAACUGAGGCUCUAGCUCACGUUGACAUAAAGACUAAGGAUCGCCAGACUGCUCUCUUCAUUGCAAGUGAAAAAGGCCACAGAUCUGUAGUAGAACUACUGCUUUUACACCAUGCAGAUGUUGAUAUCUGCAGCGAGGAAGGGUGGACAGCUCUUCAUCUGGCAGCUCAGGGUGGCAACGUUGAAGUUUUAAGACUCCUUAUGGAAGCAGAAGCUAAUACUAAUGUGUGCACAGAGGAUGGCAACACUGCUCUAGACCUUGCUAUUUGGAGAGGAGAUGGUACCAGUGUCAGGCUUUUAACUGAGAAUUUUGCUGAUGUAAAUAUCAAAUAUAUGGAUGGCUGGGACUGCACUUCCACAUGGCAGCACAGCACUGAAAGACGAGUUGAUGUGUGACAGAUUUCGCAUUAAAGGUUCAGGAUCAGAUAAAUGUUUUAGACUAAGAUGUUCUGAAGAAAGAGACUCGGACAUCAUUCUUAAAAUUAGAUGAAUAGCCUGAAGAUCAUGACAGACCACAAUAAUUUAGUUGUGUGUGAGAAAUACCAUGCGAAAAAUAUUGUACAUCUGUGUGUAUAUUAUGGUUAAUGGUCCCAUAAUAGUCAUCGUGUUAUAAUCUCCUUGGAAGAAUAAGAGAAGGAGGGGAGUCAGCCGAGGGAAGAUGGACGCCUGGUGAUAGUCAGGCGGCAUUGUCAGACACGGCUGAGAAUGUGGGCUUCUCUGCCCAACUUAGUCUCAGUUGAGAGAGAGGGUUGGAGAGAGGAGGGUGGGAGAUCGUUGUCUCAUGAGCUGGAAUAGUGGGGCACUGGACCCAGGUGACGACCGACUGUGUGAGGACUCUCGAGAGGCUACGGUGCCGGUGUAGAGGAAAACCCCACUCUUGCUACACUAGAACGACGUCCCGACGAGCACCAAAACAGCAUUGCCCCACACCUAUGCUAACACUACUGGAAGAAGACGUGAAGUUGAGGUGUUGCUGAUUUGGGAGGCUUGAGUCUAUACGACACAGAGGCAAAACACAGACUGGAGUGGUUCUCGCGACCAGCUUCCAGACUGUCCACAGGUGCGUACAGACUGGCCAACAAGACCAAAUCCUGAGUCCACAUGUUGUAAGGCGGCACUGAGAAGGUCUUGUGUCAGAAAACAUCACUUUUCCAUGGAAGGAGGAGAGAGAGGAGGGACACAAGUGUUUGGUUGCAAUUGGUGCCUGCCAGACCAUAGUCCUGAUUCCAGACAGGUCCUUACUCUGUUCCCUGAGAGCUGAAACCCGACAUUACAACUGUAUUGACUGUAGGUCUCUGGCUCCAAAUGGAGAUAUCCACUCUUCCAUUUGCUGGCGAGGGGAGAGG
Molecule: messenger RNA, 1514 nt
Organism: Geodia barretti
Lineage: Eukaryota; Metazoa; Porifera; Demospongiae; Tetractinellida; Geodiidae
Source: the annotation of a GenBank genome assembly